This is a messenger RNA of Aspergillus alliaceus, 1380 nucleotides long. RefSeq lists its product as uncharacterized. The coding region runs from base 1 to 1380 and encodes 459 amino acids. NCBI's taxonomy places the organism in Eukaryota, Fungi, Ascomycota, Eurotiomycetes, Eurotiales, Aspergillaceae. The transcript is spliced from 3 exons. The record is from RefSeq and is a predicted model, not a curated record.
AUGUCUCCGCCCGCUGCUGCAGCAAAAUCGCUCACUACAGCUGCCACACUUUUUGCCGGGGCGACAAAUACUACUCCAUCAACCAAUGACAGCGCGACCUUCCAUUUUGUCGUGGAUGGUGCGGUCCAAACAUUGUCUACCCAAAAUGCUCCAGGAAAUGCCCCAAUCCGAGGGCUCUUGUUCGUUCCUAGUCUCGACGCUGAGAAUUCGUGCAACAAUCUUACCGCUCCGCUCAUACCCACCAAUGUCACCCGAUAUUCCGACGUGGAGCGAUUUCGAUUUCCUACUAUUGGUCUUGCGCCGUGGGUGACCGCCGAGUGUGCGCAGUCGUUCCUAGACGCCUCGCAGCGCGCCGGUUCCGAUGCGCUGGUGUUCUUCUUGCCUGCAAGCAAUAACAGUAAACCGCCACCAGCCGAAGACCCGACAUGGUCAUUGAGUAACGGUGGGGAUUGGAAGAGUCGAAAUAUCCUCCCCGUGUACGCCAUCCCUGGUCCGGCGGGUGUGACCUUGAUGCAUCAGCUGGCGUGGUAUUCGGGAAACACAAGCCAUGCGCACAAUGGCCACAAUGAAUCCGCAUCCAUGCCAGGUGAACCUGACAUCCGGCUGUUUAGUCUCAUUGAUUUUGAGAGGGGUCAAAAUAAGAUGCCUAGCCUCUGGGGAUUCAUCCUUGCCAUCCUAGGUACAAUCUUGGUUCUCAGCAUGAUUGUUCUACUUUGUUACCAGCUCGUACAGAAGAGACGUCGGGAGAGUCUGCAGCGUAGAAUCGAAUCUGGAGAAGUGGACAUGGAAAUGCUGGGUCUCCAUCUAAUGAAAGUCCCACGGGAGGUUCUGGACACAUUACCUAUCUACACAUAUCCGGAUUGGGGCGCAUUGAGCGAUAUUUCCGAGGCAAACGACAAGAGCUGCUUGCGAUCCGACGAGACUCAUGAAGUCGAAGCCAAAGACGAAGGAACGAACUCAAGUCCAGAUACUCCCACGGACGUUAAAGCAGAGGACACAAUAGAAGAUUCUGGAAAAGAAGAGUCGGGAGACAGAGAAUUGUCAACCCAAGCCGACAUCAUCGCCCCCGGCACACCAUCUUCCCAAUCUCAAUCGUCAAUCAGUACCUGCACAAAAGACACUCCUCCUAAGCUAAAGAGACUAAGUCACUCGCAAACCACAUGCGCAAUCUGUCUAGACGACUUCAUUCCACAUGUCUCUACCAUCCGCGAACUAACAUGUGGUCAUAUUUUCCACGUCGAGUGCAUCGACGCAUCUCUGUCACUGAAUAGCUGCCUGUGCCCGAUGUGCAAGAAAAGUGUUCUGCCGCCAGGAUAUUAUCCGGUGCCUAUCACCAACCGAGUAGUUCAUCGCGAUUACAUGAUACGGAGGACGGUUUAA